Messenger RNA from Schistosoma bovis, 8808 nucleotides. The record is from the annotation of a GenBank genome assembly. NCBI's taxonomy places the organism in Eukaryota, Metazoa, Platyhelminthes, Trematoda, Strigeidida, Schistosomatidae.
AUGUUUAAUAAUGAACAUUGUCAAAUGAUAAUUAGAAAUGACAACUGUCUACCUAAAGUGGAAUCUGUUUAUGGUCGAAAUUGUAUAAGUCAAUGUAAUUGUUCUUUUGGUGCACAAACAGCAACAUUUAAUAGUAUGAAUACAGAGUUGAUCAAUUCUGGAAGUUUGCAAAAUGAUAGUACUACUAUGCUAAGUAAUACUAUCGUAGAAAAUUCUAAUUCAAAUAUAUGCAUUAUUCCAGCUAAUAAUUUAAGAAAUUCAGAAUUUCCACAAACGUUGAAUACCUACCAUCAUCAACAUCAAAAUAUUGCUCAAACAUUCAACUUAUCUACAAAUUCUGUUCAAGAUCUUCAUAUACCAGCGGUUUCACAAUCUAUUUUUCCAUCUUCUAUCCCAACAGUUAUAGCAGCAGCGGCGGCGGCAGCUGGGGUAAAUUCUGCUAGUGUACCCCUUUCUUCAUUGUUGUUUCAUCCCCAAGGACCUUACAUGUUGCCGAAUCCUUCUUCAACUAAUCUACCUACCGCUCAUCUACAAUCUGUUAAUCCUCAGGUAUCGAAUAUACCUUUAAAUAAUGACUACAAAGCUAUUUCGCCGUCGAAUGUGCUAGAAGCAACAACAACAACAACACACAAUCCAUUGCCUCUUAUAACUAGUAGUAUUGAUGGGACAAUAACAAAUCCUAUUAAAACUCCUUCGAAUUCUCAAUCGACUGGUACAAAUAAAUUAUUGAAUGAAAAUGGUAACUAUUAUGUAAUGGUUCAUGUUGAUGCUGGAGAAACAUUCUCAGUUCGCGUAGGUGACCAGAUUCAACACAUACCUGGUCCAGCCACAGUUAGAAUGGUUUCCAAUAGUGGUCCACCUUUACCUAUGCCUAUGCAAGUUCCUCCUGGUCAUUUGGUUCAACAAAUUGUUGAUGAAGAAGGAAUUCUUACUCAUGUCAUUCUAUCACCUUAUCCUACUCAUCCAUCAUUGUCAAUGGUUCCGACUGGUGUUCCGUUGUCACUUAGUCAAACAAACGAUGUUUCAACAACUGGUACAAAUUUAAUUUUAAAUCCUAAUCAGCAUUUACAACCUCAUCACCAACAUCAUCAUUUUCAUCCUAUAUUACCAUCUACAGGUCUACCAAACAAUGAAAGUUUAAUCCAUAUGAAUCCAUAUGCACAACAUCCUCAUUCGAUACAUUCUUUCCCUCAUUCUCUUCCUACGCAUCCACCACCAUUUAUUCAUCCACAUUUUCAGCAUUUUCAUCAACAAUUUCAUCUACAUUCAACACAUCCACAUGUAUGUGUUAAUGAAGUCGGCAAUGAUGGUUCUAUUUCAACGAAAUAUUCAAUUACUCCUGAAGUUAUAGAUGAAAUAAAUCAUUGUGAUGUGUCAACAUGUAAUUCACCGUGUUUAACUAUCAACAAAUCAUCCGAUUCUUCGUUUAAUGAUAAUAAUAAUAGUAAUAAUUUUAACUUGAAACAAAAUGUAAUCAAAGAAAUUCCAGAUUCAACUACAAUGAACUAUAAUAAUAAUACUAGUAAUAAUAAUGCUGAUCAUCCCAUCGAUACACGCUGUGAUCGUGUUGAUACACUGGAUGACCUACAUCCAAUUAUUAGUGGUUGUUGUGGUAUGAUUGCCAGUGACUUAGAUAAAAUGUCAUUUUUGAAUAAUAUUGGUAAUAAUAAUAAUAAUGAUAACAAUAAAAGUCGAAAAACUUGUAGUCCAGAUUCACUCCCAAUGAUUGACUCCUCAUCAAACAAUGAAGUAAAAAUGGUUAAAUCUUCCGAAUGUACAGAUGAUCCAAUAGAUCAUUCGAAAACUGUCACAGACAUUAGACAAAAUGCAAUGAAUAAUACUAACAGUUCAAAGAAACCAUCAUCAUUAAAAUGUAGUCAUAAUUAUACUGUUCCUCACAGUAAUAAUAACAGUACUAUAAGAACUAUUGAUAAACAUGUUACUCAAACUACGAAUUCUACUGAUGAUGAUGAUGUCGUAAUCUCUUCUACACGUGAUGAUGAUCCAUAUGAAAACAAUGAAGACGAUAAUGAUGACCAAGAUGCAGAGAAUGAUGAUGGUAGUAUAAAUUGUAAAACAGUUGGAUCCUGUAAAACAUCUUUUAUAACUGCCAACUGUACAAAUCUAACUGACGUUAAUAAUUUUGAAAGUAGAUCUCACAUUUCAAUGAAAGAUAAGCAUUUUAUAGAUGGCAAUAUGAGUUCUGAUUGUUGUACACAUACCACACUUACUACAUCUACUACUGCUGCCUACACUAACACUGAUUCCAUUGUUUACACUACAAAUUCUCACAUCACUAAUACUACAUUUGCUUCAGACAGUAAUGGGCGUGCAACAACAUCAUCAAGUUUAAACGCCUUCUCUCCCCAUUUUUCUUAUCCUCAAGCCACAUUUCCAUUUCAUCGAAGGAGACGUGGUGGAGGUAUCAGUGGCGGCGGCGUUAUUGGUGUUAAUGUUGCUGGUGGAGGUAAUAAAAGUUACAGUGGUUUUCGACCACAUCGUUCAGCUGGCUUCGGUUUCAAUAAAUACUCUCAAAAUUCGGCUCGGAAUCAACCAUCUACAACUGGAUCGUCGAAAUCACAUUCAGAACAUUAUUCUCAAUAUCAACAACACAAUUGUAGCUUACAAAAUGGUAGUAGUCAUAUAAAUCAUUACCAUCAAUCCCAUCAUUCAUCAUCAAUUUAUCAACCCCAUUCACAUUAUCAUCACUGUCAUCGUGCUCCAGUUGUAGCACAAGAUGUAGAUAUAGAUUCUGAGAUAGAAAUUGAAAAUAAACCAACUGGAGAUACAUCAGUUUGUUCUCCCCUUCCAAUCAAUGUAUUAUUACCGACAGUACAAACACCUACUGAUUAUUGUUCACCGUCGAAUUGUCUAUUAAAUUCACAAUGUUACAGUCAUCAUCAUCUUCAGCAACAACAGCUGAAACAACCUAUGGACUCUUAUGAUGUUUAUUUAAGUAAUAGUAAUAAUAAUGUUAAUACAAAUGGACCUGGGGCAAAUGAAAAUGAUACAGAGACUAAUACCAAUGGACAUCAUGCUGAUUACAAUCUGAAUAACGAAUGGAAUACUCAAGAGAAGAUUAUUCAUAAUAUAAUAUCGGAUAUACUGUCACCACAAAUCAGUGAAGUUAAAUGCGAUAGUGCAUUAAUUCAAUUGUCAUUUCCACAAAAUUUAAUUCUUUCAUCUGUUGCUGAUGUUGAAUCGUCAUCACCAUCAUCGCCUGCAACAAGCACAUCAAUCACAACAAUAACAACAAGUACGAAUUACAUCCUUACCAAUCCAUCCAUAUUAACAACCAAUACUACAACUGCUACCACUAAUAAUUCUACUGCUACAAUUUUGUCCGUUGGUUCUUGUCAAUCAUUGCAAUCAUUAUUGUCAGAAAGCAGUAAUAAUAAUAAUAAUAAUAAUAAUAAUAAUAAUGGCAAAUUGUUUAAAGUCGCCAGUUCUCCAUCAAAAAAUCAUCUACACGAUAAAUGUAAACCAUCGUCAACAACCAUAAAGGGGGAUAAUUGUAAAUCCGAUUUAAUACAUUCAAACAUUAAUUAUGAUAAUAUUGUUAAUGAUAACGUUCACGAGUUGGAUGAUAGUACUAAUAAUAUUUCAACAAUAAUAAAAACUGCAACUACUACUUCUUCUAACAAUGAUAUUAGUAAUAAUGAUGACAGUCAACGUUAUCAAAUAACAAUAGAUUUGGAUACAUUACGAUUUGAAUUAUAUUUAGCUGAAAAAGGCAAUACAAUAAACUUUAAAUGUGUUUUCAUCGGUGAAGCUACUUACAUAUCAUUGCAAGAUCUUCGUCCUGGGACAAAUUACUACGUAAAAGUAUGUUGUAAUUACUCUGGAAUUCGUGGUGAAUUUAGUCCGAUUGCACACUUCAUGACCUUGCCAUCUAAGCCGAAUCCUCCGCGAACUAUACAAAUAAUAUGUCAAACACGUAAUUCCCUGCAUAUUAAAUGGGGACCCGGCAUAGAUAAUGGAUCACGCAUUACAUCAUACAAGUUAGAAUAUGCUCAAGUGCUUACAAAUUCAUCCGAAUUAGGUUUAGACAAAAAUCCGGAUCCAGAAUUUUUCGAACCAAUUCAAGUGUUCGGUAGAUCGUAUAAAAUAAAUCAACUGUCUCCAUCUACGGAAUAUUUAAUUCGUGUUGCAGCAAUAAAUCAAUAUGGACAAAGCUCCUGGAGUCCAAUACUCUCCGCCUCUACAUCUGGUAGUCCUCCAGAGAUGCCUUUACCACCAUUCCUAAUUCAAGCUGAUGUUCAUUCCUUAACAUUAGGUUGGCGUCCACCAACCAAUCCCGAUCAAUAUCAGUAUCAUCUUCAUCACCAUCACCAUCACAAUCAAAGUAACAUUUGUGAUCACAUGAAUUCAUCAAAUUAUGGCAAUCACUUAAGUCCAAUUACAUAUACAUUAGAAAUGGAUGAUCAAACUAUGGGACAUGGAUUUAUCACUGUUUUUGACGGUUCUGGUACAGAACAUUGUGUUGAUAAUUUACGUCGUAAUACACGUUAUCGAUUUCGUUUAGCUGCAUCAAAUAUUGAUGGCCGAAGUCGUUGGAGUGAAACAAUAACACUGGCCACUUUACCUGAUCAUCCAUCUCCACCAAGAAACUUACGGAUUUACGGUUCAUUUAUACAACCAACUCGAUUAGCUUUAACAUGGGAUUCACCAGAAGAUGAUGGUGGAAUUCCCAUUCAAGCUUAUCGAUUAGAAGCUCUCUUACCUUAUAGUAAUAGUGGUAAUUCUACCCUACCAAAUGGAACACUAACCAAUGGUUCCAAUACAAAAUUAAAUGAUAUCAAUAAUUCAGUAGUCAAUUGUUCUCUAGAGAAAAUCGAUGAUCAAAUUGAUGUUAUUCAAAAAUUAAUAUGUUGGCCUCAUGUUACACCGUUAAAAUCUGGUUCGUCUAUAUUAUCAUCAAUUAAUUCAUCAUUAUCAGCAAUAAAAUCGACAUCAGUUAGUACUGCUACUCCUAGUUCUACAACAGUUAUUACUACUACCACUAAUCCUGCUUCUACGACUACUUCUACAAAUGAUAAUUACGUAAUAAACAGUUCAGAUAUUACCUAUCAUCCUCCAUUGAAUUCAUUUAAUCAAAAGAUUUCUAGCAGAACAACUGUAGAUAUGAAUAAUAGUAAUGAAAACACAGACAUAGAUCAUAAUCAAAUGCCGAACUCAAUAACAUUGAACAAUAAUUCAAUUGUCAGUCAGUCUACUGAUUAUGAUGUUGAAUUAAUUUAUCCACAAACUGCAUGGUUUAUUAUUUAUGAAGGUGCUGAAAAAGAAUUACUUAUUGACAAUUUACUACCAGGACUGUAUUUACAAUUACGUGUACGUGCAUGUUGUUCAUUAGCAAAUAAUCAUAAUAUGAAUCCAUCAUGUUCAUCUUUCUCAUCAUCCUCGUCAUCUUCAUCGUCAUCAUCAUCUUCAAUGUUAUCUGGAAUAAUAUCUACACUGAAUUUAAAUCAAUGUUCAGCGGAUGAAAUGAUUACCUCUAUAAAUGUUGGAACUAAUGUCACUAAUGUAAAUACUACUAAUACCGUUAUUACUAAUAGUAAUAAUGAAUUAUGGGGUUUAGCAAAUUAUCCACCAUUAAAAAUUCGUAUGCCACCAAUUCCACCUUCCGCACCAUGUUCUGGUCCACGUGUUGUCGGUAAACCGAAGCCAACUUCAUUGCAUUUAUGUUGGUCUCCACCAAAGCAAACUGGUGGUGCGCCAAUAUUGGCCUACGAAGUUUGGCAGUUGACUUUGGAAUCUACAUGUUGGAUUGAUGAAGUAUCUGAAGACAAUGAUGAUAUCGAUUUAUCAAUGCAUAGACUAUGCUCAUCAACACCAACAUCUUCAUUAGAACUAUCCGUUCUACCUUCAUCAUGUCAUAAUUUAGAAUGUGAUUUCAACCAUAGAUUUAUGCCGAAUAGUUGUCAAUCACGUCAUCGUCAAUUUAUUCUGCAUAAAUCUUACACAGAUCCAUCGCUAAAUAUGAAAUCAUACUCAGUGAAUAAUAAUACUACUAAUAAUAAUGAUGAUAAUUCAGUAAAAAUACAAUCUUCAUUUAAUGAUUCAUCGAAUAUUACACUUGGUCGAUUUGUAUGCUCUGUACGUGAAACGGAAUGUCGAUUAUUUGGUCUGACACCUGGACAAAAUUAUGCUUUCCGUGUACGUGCACGUAAUCGUGCAGGUGAAGGACUAUGGACUGAAUGGAUUUCCUUAUCAACUCCACCAAGUCUACCAGGUGUACCGACUAGUUCACCAAGAUUAUUACCUAAAUCCCCAUAUGUAAUACAGAUUGCUUGGGAUCCAGUAACUUGUAUUAAUGGAGCUAAAAUAUAUGAAUAUCGACUUGAAUGUCGUCAGUAUCAAUCAUUGAAUUCAAUGGAUUAUUAUGAUAUUUCAUCAUAUACAAUAAACAUCCCAUCUGAAAAGAAAUCGACAAUAAAUUCUUUGGAAAAUUCAUCAGGAUUAGAUUCUUUUGAGCAAAUGGAAAAUGACUCAUUUUUUCAACUGAUUUAUGCUGGUUCAAAGUUAUCAUUUGAAAUGACAGGUUUGCAACCAGCUAGUUUGUUUGCAUUCCGCUUUUGUGCUGUAAAUUCAGCUGGGGCCGGACCAUGGAGCCCUAUAGCUAAGUGUUGGACACCAUCUGCCCCACCUGAUCAGCCUCAUGGUUUAUGUAUUCGUGAAUUAAAUUCGGAAUCAGUUUUGCUUCUCUGGGUUAUACCUCACUGUAAUGGAAGUCCUAUUACAAAUUUUAUGAUAGAAGUUACCCGAAUUAAUAAUCAUCAUAAAUCCACGUCUAAAUCUCGUAUAAAUUCGUCAAAUGUGAAAUUCAUUCAAAUACCUGCACCAUAUCUUAUGGAUCAUAAAAAACAUCCAAUGAAUUCCAGUACUAAACUACCAAACAUUUCAGUGACACCUGAUACUUCGAAUUCAGUUCAACAACAAUUACAAAAGAAAAUGAUGCAAUAUUGUUUAAAUAAGUUGAAACCUUCGACAACUUACAUAUUACGCAUCCAAGCUGUGAAUAAAUUUGGUCCAAGUGAAUAUUCAGCCAAUAUUGAAUUUACUACACUUGCCCCAUUGCCUAAAGCUCCAGUUUUUAGUCAUUAUACAAAUUUAACGUCAAAUAGUGUUCGAUUAGAAUGGAAUAUGUUAAUCAAUGAGAUGCUCAAUUCUGAUACCGAUGAUAUGGAUAAUGUUGAUGGUGACGCUGACACCAUUGGUGACGAUACUUCGAGUGAUAAUUGCAUCAACGAUGAGAGAGAAGAAAAGAUUCAUAGUGACGAGGCAAAGGAAGUAAAUAAUGAAAAUGGCACUAAUAUCAAGUCAAACUCUUCUUCUCGUUUAUCGAAUCCACUCCAUCACCACCGCCACCAACAACAACAGCGAGAAAGGAUAAAAACACAGAAAUUAGACUUGAAAUCGCAUGAAAGCCAAUUAAUAUUUACAUUACAAAUGAGCAGAGAAUCUGAUCUAGAUUGGACGACAAUAUAUGAAGGACAAUCAAAUAUGCAUAAAGUGAAUCGUUUAUCUGAAUUUACAAUUUAUCAUUUUCGUGUUUGUGCUAUGAAUACAACAGGUUGUGGAUUGUAUAGUGACGUUCAAACAAUUCGUACUCAGAAAGCAUCACCACCAGCUGUGCGAGGAUUGAAGAUUCUUGAAUUAAAUUCUGAUCGUUGUCAAUUAGAAUGGACUCCGGUUAAUCAGUUAGGCAUGGAUCCCAUUAUCUAUUUGUUGCAUUUACUUCCAGUCACAGCCAAUAUACAACAAUCAACCAAUUUAAAUCAGGUGUACAGAGGAAAUCAAACAGCAUGUCGUAUAACAGGUCUAAAUCCAGGCUCUGAAUAUGUCUGUCGAGUAUGUGCUGUUCGAUUGUGUCAGCCAACUGCCAAAUUACCUGUUAUUAAUAAUAAUGCUACUACAUUUGAACAAGAGCAAUCUAAGGACGAUCCUAAAAUAGAUUCUUCUCAAUAUCAAAUCACUGAAUUGCCUGGACCAUUUUCUUCUGGUCUUCUAUUUACAACUCCACGUCUUACUAAAGAUAACCAAUUUGAUUCCACAUCAUCGUCAGUAUCAUCAUCACCAUCAGUAACAGUAUCAGCAAGUUGUCACCUAUUUAAACAAAAAGAUUCUCUUUCGUAUAAGCGAUCAAAUGGUUUGUUAAAAAUGUUAUCAUCUCCAUAUUAUAUUAUUCGAAAUAUGAUCUCACGUAAUAGUAGUAAUAUUAGAUCGACAAGUGUCCACCCAAUAUAUGACUCAUCUAAUUGGACUAUACUGCCAAAACAAGAUCAUAUUCAUUCAAAUCAAGUGAUUGCUACAGGUACUUUGCCGAACUCCCUGUUGCAUAAUAAUAAUGUAUCAGAUAAACGUCGUAGUAUUCUACUCCAUACAAUGUCUUCAACAACAUCAUUAUCAGCACAGUCAACAACAAACUCCACAUCAUCAUCAAGAAAUCAAUCAAAACAACAAUUAUCAUCACAUCACAAUUCGAAAAGAUCUCAUUCUCAUUGGUUUCGUUUUACUGAUACACAAUUAGCUUGUUUAUUACUAAUUCUAUUCAGUUUAGCAACAUUAUUAGUUGCAAUGAGUUUACAAUAUGUCUUGAAUGUACAUUUGAAAUUAUCCAAUCCUACAACAACAAGCAGCAGCAGUAGUAGUGAUAGCUUUUCAUCGAUGGAUUUAUCACCAUCAUCAUCUGAAUCAUAUGGGAUGAAAUUAAAACUCAAUCAUGAUAAGAUGUAUAACGAUGGCAGUUCAGUGUUUACUACUACGACUACUACGUCAAAAAGAACAAAUCAGAAUGUUCAUUCAUAA